AUGUCCAAGUUAGGGCUUUUAAGCGCAGGACUCUCAGCAGUCCUCGGCAAAGAAGUGAUAGUACAAGAAGGUGGAGCGGCGUCUUUAUCAAUCCAUGAUGCUUUUAAACAAACAUACACGAUGAAACCGCCGGGAUUCAGACCGCCUUCCCCAGAACCUGUACAUGAGACCUUUCCUAUCUUUGUGAGAGGCUUGUUUGGCAGCAAAAGUCUACGCCGUUCUGGCGCAGAUUUUGGAUUUGAUGAGGCGCUCACUUUACAGGUGACAGAGGGGCAUUCUGUGUUGCAAAUGAAACGUCAAAUUCAGGAAAAAGUACAGAUAGCGCUGGGGCAGUUUGACCUACUAUUUGAUAAUAAGCUUCUUGAUGACGAUCGAACUGUGAAAGACUACGGAUUACAGCCCGAAAGCACCAUCUACUUGGUGCUUCGCCUUAAGGGGGGUGGAGGUCCGCUCAGAGUUAGCACAGAUGAGCUUGAUCCUGAGUUCGAUUGCGACUUCACUUAUGGGAGAGAUAAUGGUCAACAGUACAAGAGAGGAGGGUUCGAGUACAAGCGACCGUACGGUUGGAAGCGAUUUGCGGUCAAGGCUCUUGGAAGGUACGAAAACGACGUGUGGCUUGGCCCUGAUGGCGACCGGACGGAAGAAGCAAGCGGAGAAUGGCCUGUGUCUUAUCACGGAACGGAUAUCAAAAGCGCAGAGAAGAUCGUGGAGGAGGGCUUCAAACCUGGGCCAAGAGCUAAGUUUGGUGUUGGCAUCUAUACAAGUCCAAGCAUUGAAAUGGUUGAAAGGUUGUAUGCGCAGGAAUUCCUUUACAACGGGAAACGGUACAAAAUUGCUUUCCAGAAUCGAGUUAACCCUGAUCGUAAUGGUCACCUUAAAAUCAUCAGUGCUUCGGAAACUGGAGUAGGAGCUGAUUACUGGCUGUCUCCAAACGGUAAUGAUGUGCGCGCAUAUGGAAUUCUUUUCCGUGAAGUCCUAUCGUCAUGCUUCUUGAUGUGACUGCACGCAUAUAGUGGGAGAGAGAACCAGGAUAAGAUUCAACUUUCUGCUUUGCAUACUGUUUCAGAUUUCACGCACAUUUAGACUUUGCCCCUUCGAAAACCACCAUAAAAUUCCACCGCCAUCUUUUAGUUAUUUAUGUAGCUAAGCGUCAUCUUAGUUUCUCAAUGGAUCAGAAAUUCAUAAUUUUACUCUUAGUCUAUGAUCUAUGUUGUUACGGUUAUAGAUUUUUUCGGUAUCAGCGCCAACUCCUUGGAACUCCUUAGCUUUACGCAGAAUAUAUGAUUACGUGAGCCGUUAGAUUGUUUCAUGAAAGAGUUAAAGACGCAACUUUCUUCGAAACGCGUGCUUUAAUUUUUUAUAGCUUUAUACUUAAUGUUGUAGUAUUUUAUUAUGUUGAAUUAGAGUGUUCUAAAUUUCUUCUCAAACUCCGUCAUGAGACUAUUUUAAGAACGCGACGCUUUAGGAAGCGUACCUGGGAUGCAUUUAUGAUAGUAAAUAUUUCAGAAUUGGAAAUAGAAAAUUGUGAAUUGUGUACACUGCAUGGAAACCUAUAUAUUACAAUGGCAUAUCUUAACAGGUUCAGUUGAAUAAUGUUAUGCACAGUGAAAUUUCUGCAAAAUAGAAGAUAGAAACAAUACGGAAGAAUCGAUUAAAAGCUGAAGGUUUUGUUAAUGUUGAUAUGUUAAACUUAAGCAGUUAUCCUUCCCAUUGAUGUACUUAUUGUUUAAGCAAAAUGACUGCUUCCAUUGUAAACGUAGAAUUUUACGGUAUAUAAUGAUUUUACAUUUGCUUUUAAAGGCCCGGUUUAAACGUCGCAUUUUACAUGCGCCGAAUCGAAUUGCCGAAUUAAGUGCAUGUAAAAUGCGACGUCUAAAUCAAUUAAAUGCGACAUAUUUCAAUUCGAUGCGAGUCAGUCGAAUAUUCGACUGAUCCAGUCGAAUAUGCGACUGAACUUCGACAGUUGAUUUAAACGCCGCAUUUUACAUGUGCCGAAUUGAAUUGAAAUUAUGUUAAAUGAUUUAUGUUUGCUCGAAUGGGAAUUUAAAACACGUUACUCGCGCUCAGCAAUUUUAUUCGGCAAAACAAUGCGACGUUUAAAUCAAAUCAGCCGAACGUAUUCAUUCGAGUCGACUAAAAUUAGUAUUUGAUUCGGCGCAUGUAAAAUGCGACGUUUAAACCCGGCCUAAGCCUUAAGAAGAAAUAAAUGAUUAAUUAUGAAUGUCGAGCUGGAAUUCUAAAUGAAUAAUGAACGACUAGGGCACAAAUGCAAGGAAUAAUGAAUAAGAAUAAUAUAAUUUUUCCACUUCCAACCCGGAAAAACGCGAAAAGAUAAUGGUAAACAAUGCAAGAGAGGGGGGUUCGAGUACAAGCGACCGUACGGUUGGAAGCGAUUCGCGGUCAAGGCUCUUGGAAGGUACGAAAACAACGUGUGGCUUGGCCUGAUGGUGACCGGACGGAAGAAGCAAGUGGAGAAUGGCCUGUGUCUUAUCACGGAACGGAUAUCAAAAGCGCAGAGUGCGCGAUUCUUCAGAGUCUCAAACGUUGGUUCAUGGCUUGUUUUUCUUGCAUGCUAAUAAGUCACCUGCAGUGUCUUUACAACCGAUAAAACACCGCAUGCUAAUAAGGAGGUUUUAUUGGUAUAGUCAUUAACCGUGAUGAGUAAUCGACCGUUUGAUAGGUCAGUGGGCUUAUAAAUUACAAAUGAAUGUUUGAACAAUAUCUCCUGAGGCAAACCGAACCGACAUGGAGAGUCGGUUUUCCUAGAAUCCUGCAUAAAUUGUCCCCAUCCCAAAACAGUAAUCAAUAUUAUGAAUAGAGAGCUUAAGCACAGGCGUUUUUGAGACCCGGACGGCAACCGGAAGUGAGCUGUUUUCACUUUUAACUUGCCCUCACACAACCACAUUCACAUUGCUAAGUAUCUUUUCUCCAUUAGAGGCGAGUAGUAUAAAAAUCUGGGAGACACGAAAAAUGUUCUCUUCCGGUUGUCCUCCGCGUCUCAAAAACGCGCGUGCUUAAGCUUCCUAAACGCUCCGGGUAGUGAAACUUGCAUUUAAACUACAGUACAGUAUUAUAAAGUCAUAUAGAAUUACCCUAACAUACCAAUAAAAGCUAACCGCAAGCAAAAUGCAGUGAAACUAUAAACCUCAAGCAAAAUAUAGGCACUGACGUAAUGGUCUGGGAACUUACCAAAUAUGGUAAGUGGUACAUACAUUAAGUGGUGCCUACACCCUGUAGUUUCCCAAAAGCGAAAAUUCAUAUCACACCUAACUUGUCUUCUUCGGUGAAAAUGUCCAAGUUAGGGCUUUUAAGCGCAGGAUUCUCAGCAGUCCUGGGCAAAGACGUGAUAGUGCAAGAAGGUGGAACGGCGUCUUUAUCAAUCCAUGAUGUUUUUAAACAAACAUACACGAUGAAACCGCCGGGAUUCAGACCGCCUUCCGGAAAUCCUGAACAGGAGACGUUUUCAAUUUUUGUGAAAAGCUUGUGUAGAUCUUGCUAUGGAAAUGAUAAUACAAUCACUUUACAGGUGACAAAGAGGUAAUCUGUGUUUGAAAUGAAACAUCAAAUUCAGGAAAAAGUAGGGUUAACACAGCAACAGUUUGACCUAAUAUUUGAUAAUAAGCGUCUUGAUGACGAUCGAACUGUGAAAGACUACGGAUUACAGCCCGAAAGCACCGUUUACUUGAGGUGUCGCCUUGAGGGGGGUGGAGGUCCGCUCAGAGUAAGCACAGACGGGCUUGCUCCUGAGUUCGAUAUCGACUUCACUUAUGUCAGAGAUAAUGGUAAACAAUACAAGAGAGGGGGGUUCGAGUACAAGCGACCGUACGGUUGGAACCGAUUUGCGGUCAGGGUUCUUGGAAGGUACGAAAACGACUUGUGGCUUGGCGCUGAUGGCGACCGGACGGAAGAAACAAGCGGAGAAUGGCCUGUGUCUUAUCACGGAACGGAUAUCGAAAGCGCAGAGAAGAUCCUGGAGGAGGGUUUCAAACCUGGACCAAGAGCUAAGUUUGGUGUUGGCAUCUACACAAGUCCAAGCCUUGAAAUGGUUGAAAGGUUGUAUGCGAAGGAAUUCCUUUACAACGGAAAAUGGCUCGAAAUUGCUUUUCAGAGUCGAGUUAUCCCUGAUCGUAAUGGUCACCUUAAAAUCGUCAGUGCUUCGGAAACUGGAGUAGGAGCUGAUUACUGGCUGUCUCCAAACGGUAAUGAUGUUCGCGCAUAU
Porites lobata is the source of this 4219-nucleotide messenger RNA. NCBI's taxonomy places the organism in Eukaryota, Metazoa, Cnidaria, Anthozoa, Scleractinia, Poritidae. The record is from the annotation of a GenBank genome assembly.